Molecule: messenger RNA, 1323 nt
Organism: Dentiscutata erythropus
Lineage: Eukaryota; Fungi; Glomeromycota; Glomeromycetes; Diversisporales; Gigasporaceae
Source: the annotation of a GenBank genome assembly
AUGAGCCAUUUGAUUGGGGAAAAAAUUGCCAAAUUUAAACUUCUUUACAAAGAUAAUGAACCUGUAGUUGAUGACUUACAAUCUGUUCUUGUAGACUUCCUUCCUGAACUUCAACAAAAAUUAAAUCUUGACUUUGUUCAAGUUGAACGUAUCAGACAAUACAUCAAUGAUAGAGGUACUCUUUUUCGUUUCCUUAGAAAAGCUAAUUUCAACUUCGAUGUCGCCUCGAAGGCUUUAAUGUCCAACCUUCGUUGGCGUGCCGAAAACCACGUGGAUACUAUCUCUCUCCAAGAUGUUCCUCGGGAUUUUGUUGAAAGGGGUCUUUUCUUUUUUCAUAAAACUGAUAAAUUCAAUCGUCCUUGUGCCAUUCUUAACUUACGUGAAUAUGUUCGCGAGGAUGGCUCUCCUUCUCUCAAUGAAGUAAAGAAAUAUAUCAUUUUCAAUGCUGAGGUAGCCAGAAGGAUGUUAUUGGAUAAGUCUAAAGAAUCAAGAGAUGGUCCAGUCUUGCAAUAUGUCAUUUUAUUGGAUUUGAAAGGUGCUGGUGUUUCUGCUUUGAGCCUUGACUUACUCCGUUUUACAACUGACGUUUUUCGCCAUCAUUUUCCUGGUUCUACUGGUGCCAGAAUGUGGAAACUUUUCAAACCUAUCCUUCCUGAGGAUGCUUUGAAUCGUAUUUUUUUCCUUUCGGAAAAUAAAGAACUCUUAGACUAUUUCGACGAGGAAAAUGUUUUGAUUGAACAUGGUGGGUCUGAUACUUAUGAAUAUGAUUUGGAUACAUACAAAACGUACCAAUAUUACGGAAACCCACCCCCUCUAUUAAGUAGAAUUCCAUCAUAUGAUUCUCUUAAUGAUGAAUUCUUCUCUGCUCCAACUACUCCAUAUCACAGUCGACCUCCAACCCCUAAACCUUCCCCCGGUUUAGAUCACGUGCCAGCUUGGCUCAGAAUGACCCAACUUAACAUGUCUCCUUCUGCACCUAACGAAUUCAGAUCAAAUAUCAUUUCUCCAAGUCCUAUUAGGCCAACUCUUCGUUCUCCAACUCAUUCGUCAUAUUUUUGUUUCACCCCAAUUAAUCAAGAUUUUUACUUGCAAAAACUAUUAAAAAGAUUAGUCGCUCGUAAAGUAUCGGGCGUAUUAUAUUAUUUAGUAAUCGUAGUUAUACUUCGUGGUGGGUUAGUUGAUGAUUUUUGGCGAUUUUUAACUCAGCAAGUAACUAUGCAACUUGGAUGGAGCGCAAGUACCACCACUGCUCUUACGACUGCUGCUUUAUCUACCGCCUUAAGUGGUCGUACGAACAAUAGAUUAUUAUUAGGUGUUUAUUAA